AUGACACCUGAUGACACCAAAUUUCAGGGGGACUUGGGUAACACUUUUUUUUCCUUCCCCACAGAUCACCAGAAGCUGGAGCGCGAAGCCAGGAUCUGUCGCCUGCUCAAACACGCCAACAUUGUUCGGCUCCACGACAGCAUAUCAGAAGAAGGAUUCCACUAUCUGGUCUUUGAUCUAGUCACUGGUGGAGAGCUGUUUGAGGACAUUGUUGCCAGGGAGUACUACAGCGAAGCUGAUGCCAGUCAUUGCAUUCAGCAGAUCCUAGAGGCUGUGCUCCACUGCCACCAGAUGGGUGUGGUUCACCGUGACCUCAAGCCAGAGAACCUGCUGCUAGCCAGUAAACUGAAGGGAGCAGCAGUUAAGCUGGCUGAUUUUGGCCUGGCUAUAGAAGUGCAGGGAGACCAGCAGGCAUGGUUUGGUUUUGCUGGGACACCAGGGUAUUUGUCUCCAGAGGUCCUGAGGAAAGAUCCAUAUGGCAAGCCUGUGGAUAUGUGGGCCUGUGGGGUGAUCCUCUAUAUUCUGCUGGUAGGGUACCCUCCGUUCUGGGAUGAGGACCAGCAUAGACUGUACCAGCAGAUAAAAGCUGGAGCUUAUGAUGUGAGUUUCACUUUGGGGGGUGUGUGUGCUUGUGUGUAUUGUAAUGGCCAAGCCGAGGUCCAGAGCCUGGACCGCAUCAUGUUCUUCCUCUCAGCCAGUCAGUGAUGUUGAGUCAUGGCC
This is a messenger RNA of Poecilia latipinna (sailfin molly), 720 nucleotides long. RefSeq names its product calcium/calmodulin-dependent protein kinase type II delta 1 chain-like. Gene Ontology annotation, biological process: protein phosphorylation. The transcript has 7 exons. The record is from RefSeq and is a predicted model, not a curated record. Lineage: Eukaryota; Metazoa; Chordata; Actinopteri; Cyprinodontiformes; Poeciliidae. Bases 1 to 705 code for a protein of 234 amino acids. Gene Ontology annotation, molecular function: protein kinase activity; ATP binding.